Molecule: messenger RNA, 1255 nt
Organism: Dinoponera quadriceps
Lineage: Eukaryota; Metazoa; Arthropoda; Insecta; Hymenoptera; Formicidae
Exons: 3
Coding region: 184-621 (145 amino acids)
Biological process (GO): regulation of synaptic transmission, cholinergic; sleep; positive regulation of voltage-gated potassium channel activity
Source: RefSeq, a predicted model, not a curated record
UCUUCAGUGUUACACUGGACACGAUCGACAUCGCAGCUUUCGAACGAUUUUACGUAUCACUUGAUAUCACCCAAUUACUUAACAUUAUUAGUUUUGAAAACGUAAUUGUCGAGACAAAUUGUCAUUUCUUACAUAGUGCAACUAACUUUUAUUGGCUUUAAACGGUCAUAUCUAGUAUUCAGAAUGAUUUACAGUGAACGCGCAGUGAUAAUAAUCUUUGGUGUAAUCCUUCUUGUAACAUCAGGGUCUGCUUUACGAUGUUGGGUUUGCGCCUCCAACGUAAACGUCAUGUGUAAGGAUCCAAUGAAUACUACGGACCAUCAAGCUACAUUUCACACUAGAACGUGCGAUAGUGGUAAUUACGGCUCUGCCAAACCUAUUUGCCGCAAGAUUGUCAAAAGAGAAUACGGUGAGCGAGUUAUAUUACGUCAAUGUUCCACUCCGAACCACGACGAAGUUAAUAUAGAUGAUGGUCCAUGCAGUUCUACGUCGCAACCAGGAAACGACGCAAUCGAGUCCUGCCAUAUUUGCAGCAGCGAUUUAUGUAACUCCGCAACCAGCGUACCUAUAAUGGGAAUACUUUAUGCCAGUAUGGCAUUAUUUACCUACAAUUUCUGUUAGUCAAAAUAUUAUACUUUUUAACCUUAUAAGUUGUAGUAUAGUACGUAACUAUGAUUUUUUGCGAAUAACAACAAAUGAACGAAAGUAAAAAAAAUAUUCAUGAAAACGUAGCGAAUGCUUAAUGCUAUUUAUGUAUGACUAACAAAUUAUUAUUUUUCAUUUAAAGUCAGUUCUGGUUCAUGAAGACGUAUAAAUAUAUGAAAAUAAUUUCGCAUACUGUUUUUGUUUUGUGGAUAGUUAAAACAAUGUUACGUAAAAAGUGCAACUAAAACAAAUUUGUGUUUCACACAUCCAGACUGUGACAAUCUAAUUGUUAUGAAACAAAAUUAUAAAUAAUAAGUGCGCAGAUUAUAAGUGAUAUUGAUUUAUUAGUUAGUAUAAGUACAAAAUAAAGAACGUAACAUAAUUUCGUGUAAAAUUGUUUUCUCAACAAACAUUUUAAAAGCUCGUAUAACAAUUUCGCAUACAAUUUAAAUUAUUUUUAUUGUCUACAUGCGAUAAAGUCAGCUUCUUAUCUUCGUUUCUUUGACCUUAUAUUUAGCAAACUAUGGCUUAUAAUUAUUACUUAAUGUACAGUGUAUUCAGCGUCUGUUGUAACUGGUGUCAGAAGAAAAAAGUAAUGCAACACAUUUUA